Colletotrichum navitas is the source of this 498-nucleotide messenger RNA. RefSeq lists its product as uncharacterized. The record is from RefSeq and is a predicted model, not a curated record. NCBI's taxonomy places the organism in Eukaryota, Fungi, Ascomycota, Sordariomycetes, Glomerellales, Glomerellaceae. The transcript has 11 exons. Bases 1 to 498 code for a protein of 165 amino acids.
AUGCCUAACUGUAACUUUAGCUUUAAAACUAAGGCUAAAAGAUUUCAAGCUAGCCAAGGCCAAGUACAUUAUAAACAAAAACAUCCUAAUAUAAUUAUUAAAGAAGAAGAAGAAGGAGAUCCUUCUAAAAUAUCUAAAUAUUUUAAUCUAAUAGUCCUAAGUUAUACUAUAACUUCUAUAGACUCUAAGAGCUACCUAGGCGUUAUAGGCUUUGAGGCUCUAGAUAGUGCACAUACUGGUGUAUAUCUUAGUAAAGUAUUUAAGUCUAAUAUUAUAGAAGGUUAUAAUAUUCCUUUUAGUAGAGUUAUAAGAGAAAUUAAAGAAUUAAAUACUACAGAAAAAGAAAAAGUCUUAAAGGCAAAUACUAAAAGGGAGUUAAAUUACCAUAAAGAACAGCAAAAGCCUAUAGUAGGAGACUUAAAGGUAAAAGUAAAAGAAGAUCUUAAAGAAGAAUAUAAUAAGAAACAAAGUAAAUUCUUUAGAGUGGUGGAAGAAUAA